GCACCCAUUUUGCCAUCGAUUUUAUCACACACACUUUUCUCCGCACAUUCAUCGAAAAAGCGCAGCGAAAGCGAAUUAAUCAUCAUCGGCGACGGCGACGGAUCCAUGGAAGUAGGCUUGAAUUUCAAGGAAACUGAGCUGUGCCUCGGUCUCCCCGGCGGCGGAGGCGACAUCGGCAAGACGAGCGGGAAGAGAGGCUUCGCCGAGACGGUUGAUCUGAAACUGAAUCUGCUUCACUCCGACGACUCAGAUCUGAAGGAUAACGUCGAGAAUUCGGCAUCCGGAGUGGGGGAAGCGGUUCCGAUUAAGGAUCCGGUGAAGCCUCCGGCGAAGGCGCAGGUGGUGGGAUGGCCACCGGUGCGGUCGUUCCGGAAGAACGUGAUGGCGAAGCAGAAGAGCGAGGAGACGGCGGCGGCGGCGUUCGUGAAGGUGUCCAUGGACGGAGCGCCGUACCUCCGGAAGGUGGAUCUGAGAAUGUAUCAGAGCUACAAAGAGCUCUCUGAUGCGCUGGCGAAGAUGUUUAGCUCCUUCACCAUGGUUGGUAAGUAUGGGAGCCAAGGAAUGAUAGAUUUCAUGAAUGAGGGGAAAUUAAUGGAUCUGUUGAACAGUUCUGAGUAUGUUCCCAGCUAUGAGGAUAAGGAUGGGGACUGGAUGCUCGUGGGGGAUGUUCCAUGGGAGAUGUUUGUUGAGUCUUGCAAGCGCCUCCGCAUUAUGAAGGGAUCCGAAGCCAUUGGACUUGCACCAAGAGCUGUGGAGAAAUGCAAGAGCAGGUGCUGAAGCAUCUUGUAAUGAUCAUCACUUAAUUUUACUAUUUGUGCGACUUGGUUUGAUCCAACAAAAAACUUGUUUUUCUCUACGCCCAGUAUUUGUUUUUCUUGUAAUCCCUCUUCUUUUUUUGUCAUGUUUCGAUUUUAUUUCUGGGUUUUUUCGUGACUGUGUCUGUAUUUUGUUAUAGUAUAUAUAGAUAUUGAAACAAGAAUCAUAUGUAUUGGACAAGAACGCAAAAUACACUCAUCUGUGUCUGGCUUUGUUAUUGUGCUAUUAUUAUAAUCA
Salvia hispanica is the source of this 1053-nucleotide messenger RNA. RefSeq names its product auxin-responsive protein IAA14-like. Gene Ontology annotation, cellular component: nucleus. NCBI's taxonomy places the organism in Eukaryota, Viridiplantae, Streptophyta, Magnoliopsida, Lamiales, Lamiaceae. Gene Ontology annotation, biological process: regulation of DNA-templated transcription. The record is from RefSeq and is a predicted model, not a curated record.